Magallana angulata is the source of this 3731-nucleotide messenger RNA. RefSeq names its product potassium voltage-gated channel subfamily H member 7-like. Bases 511 to 3711 code for a protein of 1066 amino acids. The transcript is spliced from 14 exons. The record is from RefSeq and is a predicted model, not a curated record. NCBI's taxonomy places the organism in Eukaryota, Metazoa, Mollusca, Bivalvia, Ostreida, Ostreidae. Gene Ontology annotation, biological process: potassium ion transmembrane transport; membrane repolarization during action potential. Gene Ontology annotation, molecular function: inward rectifier potassium channel activity. Gene Ontology annotation, cellular component: membrane.
ACUGUAACUGGAUCUCGGAUAUCCAAGACGUGCUCCGUCUCUCACGCCAAGCGGUCACGUGACUUAUAACAUAAAACAUCCGAUUUUGAAUGAAUGACUUAUACGGACUGCUCUGAUCCCUAACAACGACGCCUGGCGGAAGAUUGAAAAUUAGAAAUGAGUAAAGGAGAAUACCAACCCCAAACAUCCCACUAAAGCAUGGGCAUCAUUCUUGGAGGAUGCAGACAGGAAAGUGGUCACAUGUGCGUUUGAAGGAAUCAAUUACUGACGAGAGUAUUUAUAAAGUUGCAGGUGACACGGAUUGAGAGCUGCGAGGCCUUUGGACAGUCACGGCUAGCAAGUGGAUAGGGAGUCAAUAGUUUAUCGCCUUCUACAUCAGCAGAGUGUGUCAAUAUGGAAAUUAAAACAUAAAUAAUACAUGUUAACUGUGUUCCCAGUAUCUUGUACUUAGAACAGACAAGUCCUGAGGUUUUCUUUUAAUUCGUGAACAAAUGAUCGGAGCUAAUUACAAUGGAUCAAGAUACGAACCAACACGUGCUCGUCCAUUCAAUGGAAUCGGAAUUUGCUGACGAGAGUCUGUGUGAGAAUUAUUCCCAGUCCGACGUAGAAGACACUUUAACAGAUCAAGGUCAUCUUGAUAGUGGGUCAAGGUCAUCUCUUUCUGAUAUUUUCGAUAACAACGAUUUUAGAGCUAAGUCAGGCACCGACGACUCUGAGGCAACAAUCCGUGAUGCGUCCCCCGUCAGUCGCGCCCCGGGGGAGGGGGACAGAACCGACACACCUUCUGAAUCCAUCGCCACGGAGUCGGCGCUCUACGAAACGCCAUUUACUUCCGCCAGUGGUUUUGACGUUUAUCUAACGGCAUUUGAAGAGAGCAGCCAUUCCUUAGACAAGGUUCUGAAACUAGAUAGUCUCAUAGAAAUUCCGGCAACGACAUCAAGUUCUAUAAGACCCAUCAAAGAGGUCAUGGCAAAACGAGACUCCGAAUUGCCUAUCCAGAAACCGCAGUCCAAAGGCGGGAAAGGGGGCGAGAGACUUGGUUCCACCGGUAAAUGCACUCCUAAGAAAACAAUGCCUUCUCCGAAAAACGAACCUGAUACUCAAAAUGAGGAACCGAUGACAAAAUCUCCACUUGAAAACCCCAAAACCCCGAAUGGAUCCGUGAAAUCGGACCGGUCAGGGAAUUUAAAGGCCAUUUCCAAGAGCAUCAAAGGAGGAACCAAAGCCUUGCUCAUACAAAAGGCGAAGAAUAAGAUCAUUAUGUUGAGGGUUCUAAAGGAACUGAAAGGAAAGACGUCAUUCCGUCCUAUAGCCGAGGAGAGCGACAGGCCUGACACAGCCCCAGAGAAGAAGUCCCUUGUUGACAGAGACAACGAAAGUGAAGAGCAUGAAGCGUUCCAACAGCUGCAAAGUCAGGCAAAGGUCACUCGCCCGGAACCCGCCAAGUUCCUGAUCCUGCACUACUCUCCCUUCAAGGCUGUGUGGGACUGGAUCGUCUUGUUCCUUGUACUCUACACGGCAGUGUUCACGCCAUACUUUGUGGCAUUCAUUCUCAACGAAGACGAGGCCAAGAUGAGACUUCACCGAGAUUCUGCAACGAGACUUCAGCACGCCGAGACAAUAAAAACAGACCCAUUAGUUAUCAUAGACUUGAUUGUAGAUCUGAUGUUCAUAGCAGAUAUUUUAAUUAAUUUCCGGACCACGUAUCUACACAGUGGGGAGGUUGUCAUGGAUCCGCAGAAAAUAGCUAUCAACUACAUCAAAGGCUGGUUCAUUAUCGACUGUGUAGCAGCCUUGCCCUUUGACCUUUUACUGUUUGGUUCUGGGAAUAGUGAUUUAAUGACCAUUACCGGUAUCCUGAAGCUAGCCAGACUUUUACGUCUUCUGCGAGUUCUGAGGCGAAUCGAACAGUUUGCAGCAUAUGGGGCGGCAGUGCUGAUGCUUCUGAUGGUUUCCUUCACUCUGAUUGGUCAUUGGCUGGCUUGUAUUUUCUACGCCAUUGCCUAUAUGGAACGUCCUCAUCUCCCUCAACCAAUCGGAUGGCUCGAUACUUUGGCGGAUAAAUAUGACAUGCCCUACCUUGCAAACGAUACGAUGAGUGGUCCUCCAAUCAGAACCCGCUAUAUAACGGCCCUGUACUUCACGUUCACAAGCCUCACGAGUAUAGGCUUUGGGAAUGUGGCGCCAAACACUAAUGCCGAGAAAAUCUUCAGUAUUUUUGCCAUGCUACUAGGAUCCUUGUUGAGUGCCGCCAUUUUUGGUAACGUGUCGUCCAUCAUGCUGAGGAUGUACCAGGGCUCGGACGACUAUCAGGAGCGCGUAUCCAGCAUAAAAGAGUUCAUCAACUUUCAUCAUCUACCCAAAAACCUGGCAACCCGCCUCCAGGAGUCCUUCCAGCACGCGUGGGCGUACACUAACGGCGUGGACAUGGGCAAUGUUUUGAAGGGGUUCCCUGACUGUCUACAGUCCGACAUAUGUCUCCACCUCAACAAGAACCUGCUGACCAACUGUCAGGCCUUCAAAGGGGCAAGCCCAGGAUGUUUACGUUCACUGUCCUUGAAAUUCAAAACUACACAUGCGCCCCCUGGCGACACGUUGAUACAUCCGGGGGACAUUCUGACUGCCAUCUACUUCAUGGCGAGGGGAUCCGUUGAAAUCAUGAAGGACGACUCCGUUAUGGCUAUAUUAGGUAAACACGACAUAUUUGGCGCCGACAUGAAGGACUCGGACACGGCGGGACAGUCCCUGUAUUUUGUACGGGCGCUGUCCUAUUGUGAUAUUAACAAGAUAGAGCUGGAUGACCUAAAGGAAGUGCUACAAACUUAUCCGGAGUUUGCGGAACAGUUUAUUAGGAAGUUCCAUGUGACUUUUGACCUUAAAAAGGGCACACUGCUGGAGAGGAAAUACAAAUCUAAGAUCGAGGACGAGACGCUGAAGUUUAUCCGUCAAAAACGUCCCAGAAUGCAAUGCAAAGGGCGCUCGAUGGAUGCUGGGCAUCGAAAGAAUUACAUGAGACAAAGAAACAGCAACGAUCCGACCGGAAGUGACGAGGAACACGUUGGGAUUCUAGAGUUUUCUACCGAGCAAGCCACUGAAAACGUCAACAUCGAGGAGAGAGAAGUACCGCCCACCAGGAAAAACUCCUCCGCCUCCGUGUCAGGUGCUAUGACGAAUUUUUUCUCUGCUGUAACGGCGGUGUCUAGAAUCAAUAAGAUUACCAAACCGAAACGCCCAGCUAUGGCAUCGAAAUCCAAAUGGGGCGCAAUAAGAUCAGAGUUCAUAUCAGAGAAGCGUACAACAGACGAUGAUGCAUAUGAUUCACGUGACUAUAAUUCACCAAUGGAUUCCACAGCUACGUCCUAUACACCGAAGUCGCUCUCCAGUUCCGGUCCUCAGUUAAUCACUGUAGACUACGACGUUUCAAAGCAACGAGAAAUGCGUGACAGUGGUCACGUGAUAAGUGAUAUCGACAGCAAGAUAACCUCCCUUCAUCAACGAAUGAAUACAUUUGAGAAUGAUCUAUUCACAACCGUGGACGCUAUUCUAGAGCUCCUUGGACAAAAGCCAAAAUACCCGCAUGUAACCCAGACAGAAGACAUUUCUAUGCAUCCGUCCGCCAAAUCUAGUGACGUCAGCAAGGUACCGAAACCAAAAGGGGCAAGGCUGAUCAAAACCGUGACUGACUUAGACCGUGUGUUUGCUAAGAUAUGAAAUAAAAUGCCAAAAUUUAA